Molecule: messenger RNA, 1464 nt
Organism: Oldenlandia corymbosa var. corymbosa
Lineage: Eukaryota; Viridiplantae; Streptophyta; Magnoliopsida; Gentianales; Rubiaceae
Source: the annotation of a GenBank genome assembly
GCUGGCGUGAGUCGUAGCUUUUGAGAUGUCAGGGUGGAAUCAGAGUGGUAUCAACUUGAUCAACUGCUUUUUUCAUUUUUCUGAAUGGCAUCCUUUGGAAUAGCCUAGUCAGUUGGGGCUUGUGACGCCCAUAUCGCGCAAAUAAGGUUCUGAAGUCGAACUUGUUCAUUUUGUGUUCUAGACUGUAGUUUGUUUGAUUCAAAAUAGUUAGCCAUGUUUGUGAAGAGAGAUCCCAUCGCCAAAGCAACUGAAAUGGGUUGCUGUGGUUGUUUUGGAUUUGCAUUUUCAAGAAAGCCCAAAACCGUAGUAAGGCCUACCAGAGAAUUUGGAAAUCACCAUUCGAGGGAAUACCUGUUGGAGGAAGAGGAGGAAGAAUACGAGGAUGUGUCUUAUAAUGGUGACCUAACAGAGACCGAAAACCGGGAUGACAGUGAGUUUCAAAGUCCUGUCAGACGUUCUGAGGAGAUUCUUAGGUAUAGAAUUCAUAAUGGAUUGAUUUGCCGGGAAGUUCCAGUGAAGGAAACUAGCAAACUAGUACGAUCUGAAGAUGAAGAUGGUAAUAAGAUGAUUAAUGAGUACGUUCGCCAGCAUAAGAUCGGUUCUGGGAGCUAUGGGAAAGUGGUCCUUUAUCGCAGUACUACAGAUGGAAAAAACUAUGCAAUAAAGGCUUUUCACAAGUCACAUUUGCUAAAGCUAAGGGUUGCACCUUCAGAAACUGCUAUGACAGAUGUCCUCCGCGAGGUUUUGAUCAUGAAAUCCUUGAAACAUCCGAACAUAGUUAACCUUGUUGAGGUGAUUGAUGAUCCUACAACCGACCACUUUUACAUGGUUUUAGAGUAUGUCGAAGGCAAACUAUGUGAGGGUGCUGGUUUACCUGGUGGUCUUGGAGAAGAUACGGCACGGAAGCACUUCCGAGAUAUUGUUUGUGGUUUAAUGUAUCUUCAUGCUCACAAUGUGGUUCAUGGUGAUAUUAAACCAGAUAAUCUCUUGGUCACUGCUUCUGGAACAUUGAAGAUUGGUGAUUUCAGUGUCAGUCAGGUUUUUGAGGAUGAUAAUGAUGAACUUCGGCGCUCUCCUGGGACUCCUGUUUUUACUGCACCAGAAUGCUGUUUAGGUCUAACUUAUCAUGGCAAAGUUGCGGAUACAUGGGCAGUUGGAGUUACAUUAUAUUGUAUGAUUCUGGGGAAGUAUCCAUUCCUAGGGGACACCCUUCAGGACACAUAUGACAAAAUUGUUAACAACUCUUUAGACCUUCCUGACGAGAUGAAUCCCUUGCUGAAGGACUUAAUUGAGGGGCUUCUCUGCAAAGACCCUGAUCAUAGGUAUACGCUGAAGACUGUUUCAGAGCAUGCAUGGGUAAUUGGCGAAGAAGGUCAUAUUCCUCAGUAUCCGUGUUGGUGUAAGCGCAACAAACCAAAGGAAGGAACCUCAGAUGGGAGUAGAACUGAUCUUCUGAUUGACUAA